AUGAAGUUAAAAGUACCCGAUGACCUUAAACCGGACUACGAGCUUGAUUCCCAUGUUGGGAUACUAGGCAACUUCAUCAUAAAAGUCCAGCCCCCAACGCUCAUAGCGUUCAGUCUAUGCAAGAUAUUCACACUUGGGUGUUCCAUUUACUCCGACUAUCAUCCAUUGCUGACCCAACUUCCAUUUCCUGCACUACCUUCAACAUUCUCGCCCCCAUUUACAAGAGGCUCAAUAAAGAGGAUCAGAGUUGUCGCGAAAGUGAUAUCCGAGCGUAUUGGCUCAAUAGGAACCACUCGAUAUUGGAUUGGUUGUUGUAUGAAAGAUCUUCGAUUAUUUGUCUUCAGGAGUUUUGGGUUGGAAAUGAAGAACUUGUUGACAUGUAUGAAAGGAGAUUUGGUGAUACUAGCUAUAUUACUUUCAAGCUUGUAUGGUCAGUUUACACAUUUCAAGUGGUAG
Camellia sinensis is the source of this 456-nucleotide messenger RNA. Lineage: Eukaryota; Viridiplantae; Streptophyta; Magnoliopsida; Ericales; Theaceae. The record is from RefSeq and is a predicted model, not a curated record.